AUGCAUAUGAACAAGAGAAUCGGCCGCCUGAAGCAAUGGGCUGGCGAGCGAAUGGGUGGAGAAGUGAAGACUUGCCAGUCGGAUGACUUCAAGGCAAUGGAGACUGAGAUGGGCGUGCGACAUGAAGGCGUCGACCGCAUUCACAAGUCCAUGACUGCAUACGUCAAGGCCGUCUCCAAGCGCAGCGAGGGCGACGACAAGGAAAAGACUCUCCCGAUUGCCCACUUGGGAAGCUCCAUGGUUACCCACGGAGAAGACUUUGACGGAAGCUCUGAAUAUGGACAGUGCCUGACCAUGUUUGGCCGAACUGAAGAGCGCAUUGCGCGCAUCCAAGAGAGUUACAUUACCCAGGCGACCUCGAGCUGGCUCGAGUCCUUAGAGAGAUCUCUGACCCAGAUGAAGGAUUACCAGCAUGCUCGGAAGAAGCUUGAUAGCCGUAGGCUGGCGUACGACACUUCUCUGUCAAAGAUGGAGAAGGCGAAGAGGGAGGACUUCCGUGUGGAAGAAGAGCUGCGCAGCCAAAAGGUCAAGUAUGAAGAAGCCAAUGACGAUGUGAUCCGUCGUAUGCAAGAUAUCAAGGAUGCGGAAAUGGACAGCGUGAUGGAUCUGGGAACUUUCUUGGAAGCCCAGCUGGAGUAUCACGAACGAUGCCGCGAGGUGCUUUUGCAGCUCAAGAGUGAAUGGCCUGGCGGGUCCGGCCAGGGCCCAGCUCCACCUCGCCGUCCGACGCGAGCCCGGUCCAACACUGCUCACUCAUACCAGGAGCGUUAUGAACCUCUGCAGGAAGAGUUGACGGUUGUCACCGAGAGCCGACCCACUAUUCGCUCAAACCGGACGGUCUCGACGUACAUGGCAGACUCUCCCGCCCGAGACGCCUACCCAGUUAGCAAUAGCUUUGCUCGACCAGGUCUCAGUCGGACACCUACUUUUGAAGGCCCGACUCAGUUGCGUCAAGACCAAUCUCCAGUAGCCACUCAGUGGAUUCAGCGAACCGCUAGCGAGACCUUUUCCAACCGUCGAAACAGUGUGCAACCUCUUGGUGGGAGACCGGUUGUUGAUCCGUACGCAGACUCCGAAGCUAGCUCUUAUGGCCGUUCUAGCCCCGAGCGCAUGUAUGGUGGUCGAUCAAGCUCGCCAGCUACAUCGCAUGGCAGCGUGCCUUCUCGUCGGCCUAGCUCUACUACCCUGAACGUUUCCGGUUUGACCAAGAAGGGUCCUCCACCUCCUCCCCCGUCGCGUGCAAAGAAGCCACCCCCUCCUCCACCACCAAUGAAGCGAUCCUUGGUAACGGUGACGGAUGUGUAA
Penicillium cataractarum is the source of this 1305-nucleotide messenger RNA. RefSeq lists its product as uncharacterized. Bases 1 to 1305 code for a protein of 434 amino acids. Gene Ontology annotation, cellular component: cytoplasm. The transcript is spliced from 3 exons. Lineage: Eukaryota; Fungi; Ascomycota; Eurotiomycetes; Eurotiales; Aspergillaceae. Gene Ontology annotation, molecular function: protein binding. The record is from RefSeq and is a predicted model, not a curated record.